GAAUUUAUUUUGUUGGAAUAUAAAAGCUUAUUUACGAACAUCAUCUUCAGAGCGCUUACAACCCUAAAACAAACAGACCAAAUGUUAUCCAAAAAUCAAAUCAAACGAAGCAAUUAGGUGCAAUUCUAUUCAGUUUUUACGGUUUCGGAUAAUAAUCGUAUCAGAAAGAUUAAAGGCUGGCCUACAUGGAAGGAGUAGGAGGUGAUGCUGCCUCCCCGAUGGCACCACUAGCCAAGUGGAAAAAUGAAUUCUCAAGGGCCUUUCAGUUUUAUCUGGAUAAGUCGACACCUCUUCCUUUUCACAGGUGGCUUGGGACACUUGCUGUUGCAGCAAUAUAUGUCUUGCGGGUCUAUUAUCUUGAAGGGUUUUACAUUAUCUCAUAUGGUCUUGGAAUUUAUAUCUUGAACCUGUUGAUUGGAUUUCUCUCACCAAAGGUCGAUCCAGAGCUAGAAGCUUUGGAUGGGGCUUCGCUGCCUACAAAAGAAUCUGAUGAAUUUAGGCCUUUUAUACGUCGCCUUCCAGAGUUCAAGUUUUGGUAUGCCAUCACAAAGGCUUUCAUGGUGGCCUUCUUGAUGACAUUCUUUUCUCUAUUUGAUGUUCCUGUUUUCUGGCCAAUACUGCUCUGCUACUGGAUUGUUCUAUUUGCCCUCACAAUGAAGCGUCAAAUCAUGCACAUGAUUAAAUACAAAUAUGUCCCAUUUAACAUCGGGAAGCAGAAAUACGGUGAAAGGAAGUCACCUGCAGGCAGCGGUGGUUCACCAAUUCACUGACGUUGGGAAGCAGUUGAGUAGGAUUCAAGAUAGCAUAGCAGUAACUCUGGGUUUUUUUUCACCCCUCGUUUUUAGCUUUCGGUUACAGAAGCAAACCUUUUGAGUUCUAAUAUCUUAGAAUUCACUCCUAUCAUUACACAGUAGAAACAACUCUGAUUGCUGAUCAAGCACAAAUGAUUCCCUUUUGAGAUGAGAUUAUUCGCUAAUAAUAAUACUGUCUGCUGGUUUAUUUGCAA
This is a messenger RNA of Cynara cardunculus var. scolymus (artichoke), 1006 nucleotides long. Its product is annotated as protein RER1B-like. Gene Ontology annotation, cellular component: Golgi membrane. Gene Ontology annotation, biological process: retrograde vesicle-mediated transport, Golgi to endoplasmic reticulum; protein retention in ER lumen. The transcript is spliced from 4 exons. Bases 186 to 770 code for a protein of 194 amino acids. NCBI's taxonomy places the organism in Eukaryota, Viridiplantae, Streptophyta, Magnoliopsida, Asterales, Asteraceae. The record is from RefSeq and is a predicted model, not a curated record.